Molecule: messenger RNA, 6517 nt
Organism: Acipenser ruthenus (sterlet)
Lineage: Eukaryota; Metazoa; Chordata; Actinopteri; Acipenseriformes; Acipenseridae
Product: mitogen-activated protein kinase kinase kinase 5-like
Exons: 30
Coding region: 767-4861 (1364 amino acids)
Biological process (GO): protein phosphorylation; cellular response to stress; MAPK cascade
Molecular function (GO): MAP kinase kinase kinase activity; ATP binding
Source: RefSeq, a predicted model, not a curated record
UAAAAGUUGAGGCUGUGGAGACUUCACUGAAGUGCGUGUGUGUAUUUGACAACACCAGCACGGGCUUAGGGUAAAGUAAGGUAAGGUAGGGUUGGGUGACUGCUAUUGUAGUUUUAACUUCAACGUUUUUAACUUAAUAAAUAGGCCUUUGUGGAUUACAUCAUUUUAAUAACUAGAGCAAAAUUGCAGUUGCUUGCUGGCUACAUGGCUUCAAAAGGGAACACAGGAGCAAAUUAAAAAGGCUGCUGGAACAGGGAACACGUUUACAUCCUAUGAAGUUUGAAACUACAAGUAACAGGGGAAGUAGCGUGAUAACGUGGAGGACAGUGUGUUUUUAUGAAAGCUUUUAAAGCAUUUCUCAACGAAACGGACAUUUGGGAUAUAUUGUCAAUUGAGACUGAAGACAAAUUUCUCGGAUUUUUAAAAGAGUGACAAACUGAAGAUAACUGAAGAUAAGCAGAAGUGGCACUACUUGGCAGGCUUCUGACUGUAAAACCUGCAUGGAUGGACGACACAAUCUGGCAAUCUGGAAGCCUACUAAAAUAGAUGUUACCACAGUAAUUCCUGAAUACCAGAACCAAACGAUUUGGGUAAAGAAAGCAGUGGAAAAACGAUUGAGUAUCCAAGUAGCAGCAUUAACUAAUGUUAGAAGAGUACAACAAAUGCAUAACAUUAUAUGAAUACAAACUUUGUACAAGGUUACAGGGUUAAGAAUUAGGUAUCAAUCGUGUUUUUUUCUCUACAAAAAAUAAAUAAAUAAAUAAAAAUGAGCCAGGACAUCGAAGGAAUAACAUUGUCAGUGCCUUCUUUCUGGCCUUCUACAGGAGAUUAUACUAUCAGCGAUCCUGCAUGCUCCUGUGGAGAUGCAGUUGGUGCGUCUAACAAUGCGAACACGGUUCCUGCGGCUGGCACGUACUACUGGAAAGAUCCUACUGCCAGUGGCACUGCGACCGCUCUCAAUUGCCCCAGAACAAGUGGUGGCCUCUUGACAGUAGAUACAACUAAAAACAGAGUAGUCACGGUGGCAUAUGUCAUAAAUGAGGCUACCCAAAUGCACGCUGCAGAGAAUAUGGCACUUCAGUGUUUGAAAGAGGCAUGUGACAACGGAGGCACUAGCCUGGAAAUUCUUCACUUUGGCAAGCUCGACUUUGGUGAAACCAAAGUGCUGGAUCGUUUUUAUAAUGCAGAUAUUGCUGUUGUGGAGAUGACUGACGCAUUCCGCCAGCCUUCCCUUUUCUACCAUCUUGGAGUGAGGGAAAGCUUCAGCAUGGCCAAUAACAUUAUUUUAUACUGUGACACCAAUUCAGAUUCCCUUCAGUCUUUACAGGACAUCAUUUUCCAGAAGAACACUUCAUGUGCUGGAAAUUACACCUUUAUACCAUAUAUGGUAACACCACACAAUAAAGUCUACUGCUGCGAGAGCAGUUUAAUGAAGGGACUGACUGAAUUAAUGCAACCAAGCUUUGAGAUACUGCUUGGGCCAAUCUGUAUGCCUCUGGUAGAUCGUUUUACUAAACUGCUGAAGGUCUCACAGGCCAGUUCUUGCCAGUAUUUCCGAGAAACUAUUCUGAAUGACAUCAGAAAAGCCAGGGAACUGUACACAGACAUGGAGCUGGCUGCCGAACUGGCAAGGAUACGAGAGCGUUUGGAUAAUGUUGAGUGUCUCUCCGCAGACAUCGUCAUUAACUUGCUUCUAUCCUACCGGGAUAUUCAGGAUUAUGAUUCCAUUGUGCAGCUGGUUGAAUCUUUGGAAAAACUACCAACAUUUGAUCUUGUAUCCCAUCCUCAUAUGAAGUUUCAUUAUGGUUUUGCACUAAAUCGGAGAAAUCUGCCUGGGGACAGAGAGAAGGCCCUUGCUAUAAUGUUACCAUUGGUGCAAUCUGACCAGCAGGCUGCAUCGGACAUGUAUUGUUUGGUUGGGAGGAUCUACAAGGACAUGUUUUUGGAUUCUCACUUCACUGACCUGGAAAGCAGAGACAAUGGUGCUUCUUGGUACAAGAGGGGAUUUGAGUCUGAGCCAACACUACAUUCAGGGAUCAACUAUGCAGUCCUUCUCCUGGCAGCUGGGCACCACUUUGAUAAGUCUUUAGAACUUCGAAAAGUUGGUGUGAAGCUCAGCAGCCUCCUUGGUAAGAAGGGGAGCCUGGAGAAGCUUCAGAGUUACUGGGAUGUGGGAUUCUUCUUGGGGGCCGGUGUCCUGGCCAACGACAAUCUGAGCAUUAUUCAUGCCUCCGAAAAACUUUUCAAACUCAAGGCGCCAACAUGGUACUUGCGCUCACUGGUGGAGACUAUACUGAUUUACCAGCAAUUUAAGGAGCAGAAUAUAGAACAGCCCAACCCCAAGCAGGAGCUAAUGGAUUUUUGGAUGGACUUCCUUGUAGAAGCCACAAAGAAGGAAUUGUCUUUAGUUCGUUUCCCUGUGUUGAUAUUAGAGCCCACCAAAGUCUACCAACCUUCUUAUCUGUCUAUCAACAAUGAAGCUGAAGAGAAGACUGUGUCCAUAUGGCAAGUGGCACCGGAUGACAAGAAAGGGAUUCACGAGUGGAACUUUACAGCUGCCUCAAUCAGGGGUGUAAGUGUUUCACAAUUCGACAAGCGAUGUUCUUUCCUGUAUGUUCUGCACAAUGCUGAAGGCUUUCAAGUUUGCUUUUGUACUGAGCUCCAUUGUAAGAGGUUCUGUGAGAUGGUGAACUGCAUCACUGAGGAGUCUGGCAAGGGUCCAGAUGAGGGAGAGUGUGAGGGGUACACCCUUGAGUAUGACUAUGAAUACGAUGAGAAUGGCGAGAGGGUGGUCCUUGGAAAGGGAACGUUUGGAGUUGUUUACGCAGGCAGAGACCUGAGUAACCAGGUCAGAAUUGCUAUCAAGGAGAUUCCUGAGAGAGACAGCAGAUACUCCCAGCCUCUGCAUGAAGAGAUAGCUCUACAUAAACACCUCAAGCACAAGAAUAUAGUCCAGUAUCUGGGCUCCAUCAGUGAAAAUGGCUUCAUCAAGAUAUUCAUGGAGCAAGUCCCUGGGGGAAGCCUUUCUGCUCUCCUGCGAUCAAAAUGGGGACCCUUAAAGAAUAACGAGCAAACAAUAGGCUUUUACACCAAGCAGAUCCUGGAAGGGUUAAAAUACCUUCAUGACAAUCAGAUAGCACAUAGGGAUAUAAAGGGUGACAACGUACUGAUUAACACAUACAGUGGAGUGCUGAAAAUUUCUGACUUUGGAACUUCAAAGAGACUUGCUGGAAUCAACCCUUGUACCGAAACCUUUACAGGAACCCUCCAGUACAUGGCACCAGAAAUUAUUGACAAAGGACCGAGAGGCUACAGUAAACCCGCAGACAUAUGGUCCCUGGGAUGCACAAUUAUUGAAAUGGCGACUGGGAAGCCUCCCUUUUAUGAACUCGGGGAACCUCAGGCUGCCAUGUUUAAGGUUGGGAUGUUUAAAAUCCAUCCUGAAAUCCCUGAGUCCAUGUCCCUGGAGGCCAAGGCCUUCAUCCUCUGCUGCUUCGAGCCUGACCCAGACAAGCGAGCAACGGCAGGAGACUUACUGACUGACGAGUUUCUGACCGUCAGCAGCAGGAAGAGGAGGACCCAAAACAAGUUUGCAGCUCUUUCAGCUGGGUCAGAGUAUCUGCGCAGUAUCUCUCUCCCGGUCCCGGUGGUAGUGGAAGACACAAGCAGCAGCAGUGAAUACGGCUCGGUCUCCCCCGACACAGACUCGAAGGCCGACCCCUUCGUUUUCAAACCAAGAGUCAAAUGCUUCAGUGAGAAAGACAUCAAAGGAAGCAGAUCUUUAUUUUUGAGCAUACCUGUUGAGAACUUUGAGGACCACAGCGCACCUCCAUCCCCUGACGAAAAGGACACUGGGUUCUUCAUGCUGAAAAAAGACAGUGAAAGGAGAGCCACACUACAUAAAAUACUGACAGAAGACCAAGACAAGGUGGUCAAGAACCUGGUGGAAGCUUUGGCACAGGGAAGCGAGGAGACUAUACUGAAACAAGAGCACAUAUCCACACUUGUGGUGAGCAUCAGAGAGUUUGUAAGGACCACUGACCGCAAAAUCAUCGCCAGCACCCUCUCCCGUCUCAAGCUGGAGUUGGACUUUGACAGCCAUGCCAUCAGCCAGCUGCAGGUGGUGCUUUUUGGCGUUCAGGAUGCGGUAAAUAAAGUCUUGCGAAACCAUAAUAUUAAACCCCACUGGAUGUUUGCACUGGACAAUAUCAUCCGCAAAGCUGUGCAGACCGCUAUUACCAUUCUGGUCCCAGAACUAAGGCCUCAUUUCAGCUUGGCCUCAGAGAGCGAUGCGGCCGACCAGGAUGAUGCGGAGGAUGACCUGGAUCCCCAUGACGACACCCGGAAUCGGAGCGGUCCGAGGCAGAGCGCCACCAACGACGACACAGUGCUGACCUCAGGUGUGAGCACACUCAGCUCCACCGUCUCCCACGACGACUCGCAUACUGCUCAGAGGUCUGUGAGCAUGCAGCUGGGGAGGAUGAAACUAGAAACCAACAGGUUACUGGAGGAACUGCUGGAGAAGGAAAAGGAGUAUCAAAGCAUCCUGCAUCAGGUUAUUGAGGAGAGGGACCAAGAGAUCAAACUACUGAGAAUUAAAUCUCAACCAAUUGACAUACCUGCCUCAUCAGCAACUCACCGUUCUUCCAGUGCACACAGUGGGGACCCUGAGCUGACUAACUGGCUGAAGGAACAUGAUGCUGACCAUGAUACUAUAGAGCGGCUUUUGGCAGAAGAUUACACACUGACUGAUAUUCUUCACUACGUGACAAGAGAUGACCUAAAAGGCUUAAGAUUAAGAGGAGGAAUGCUGUGCAAGGUGUGGAAGGCAAUCAUGGAAUUUAGAAAGAACCCCUCAUAAGAACCUUGCCUUGUGAAAUGUUGCUUUAGUGGAAGCAAGCCUCCAUCAAAUCUGAAAGAAUAUCCUCUUGAAGAGACUGCACUUUAUUCUGCAAUAUUGAUUAGUCUGUAACUAAGCUUCCAUGCUUAUGUAAUGCAUUGUUGUUGUUAUUAUUAUUAUUAUUAUUAUUAUUAUUAUUAUUAUUAUUAUUAUUAUUAUUACAUUUACUUACAAUGAAAAACGAUCACAAUUUUUACUAUUACAAUUGUAUAGUCCUUAAAAUAGUAAGUACAUAGAUCUUAUCCUACGGCUGUGUUUUUUUUUUUUUUCUUGACUUUUUAGAUGUUCGUUGUCAUCAGUUUUUACAUUAAGAAAACUGAAACUAACACCGUGGGCUUCUAAUACUGUAAACUCCUUUUAUAUUUUGAAGAAAAUAAAAAAUAGAUGUCAUACAUUUUAGUGAUGAAGUGAAAAAGCAAAACUGUUCUAUUGUGUAAUAAACAGUACAUUGUGCAACUUAACCAUACCAGUUGUUUAGCAAAUAAAUCACCCUGAAACUGGCUAAAAUGAAUGGCACAAACAUGCUGAUGAAUGCAUAUGCAAUUUCUAGGACCACAAAUGUGACCAUUUCGUCUUUUAUAUGUUUUUAUCACAUUGAUAUAGGUAUGCUUCCCAAAAUGUGAUCCCCUUUUCUAUUUAUAUAGUGGAAAGUGGUAUUUCUAGAAGUGUUGACUAUAUUGUAGGACACAAGUUUGUGCAAUGUUUGACCUAGAAAUGGAAGGACAUCGCUAGAAAAUACAGUUUCUCUGUGAAAUGGCAGAAUUUGAGCCUCUUAAACUGCAAAAUCUCUAGCUCUACCUCCACCCCUUUGGUAGUGUUCCUUACAAAUUAUCGAUAAUUGUAUAAUAUUGUCAUAAACAUAAAUCUAAAGUUACAUGUCCAUAAUUUCUGUCACAUCUUACAAAAGCAUUUUGUGCUUUUCCAUCACUGUUUAAUUACCAGUGCAUAUAAUUAUCUUCAUUUUGAACCUGUUUAAACAAUUGCUUACAGUCUGUACACUUAACCUGUUAACAAAGUGCAAUGUAGUCAUGAAUGUUAGGUUAUUUUUUACAAGCCGUUUUACAAUGAGGAGUGUGCCCAUGAACCGUAUUUGUGUGGCACUGUACAUUUUUAUUUAAUUUGAUUGACACAGAAACAGAGCUUAAUUUGUUUUUGUCUCUAUAAUUUGAGACUGAAGUUUGUCUUGAAACAGCAUUGAGUGUGGUGAGAGAGAGAGAGAGACUUAAAUGAUGAAUUAAAUUAAUUUUUAAUUAAAUCAUAUAAAUCAAUAUUAAAUAUUUUACAUGUUGUUUUUUGGGGGUUUUUUUUUAUAACUUUCAAUACACAUUGAAUAAUGCAUGAUCUGUUCCCUAAAAUGAAAUCUAAUUUAAACUAAUAGGUGCCUGUAUUUCUAAAACAUAUUGUACAUUUUUACUGGGUUAUUGCAGCUUUGAUAUUGUUGUAACGUGUUUGAAACACAAACAUUUAAAUCCAAAUCCAGGUUCAUUAGCUUCUAUUUAUGACUGCAUCAUUGCUCAGCACAUGGGGUUAUGUGUUUGUAAAAAAAAUGUUAAUAUUCCUAAUGCCAAGUAGCUGGAAAAUGAUAUGUAAAAUAAAAAUGUGAAUUUUAAAAACAAA